AGACAUAUGAAAUAAGCUGUAAUACGUACAUAUGGUGGGUGUAUAAUCAUAAUGUUGCGCCAUUUGUUUUGCUGAUAUAUUAUAUAUGUAUAGGGAUUUUGAUUCACACAUGAAAUAUAACUUGUUAAUGUCCUUGUAUUGUCAUAUACUUCUCAGUUACGCAUAGGUAAGUAUGCCACCCAUAAUUUAUAAUAUUUGAACCACAAACAUGACAUUCAAACUCUUAUUUCAAUCCUUAACAUUUAACUAACCUCUCUUCACAGAAGAGAAGGCUUAAUAAAUGUCAGGCCCAUGAGCGAUGGGCCUUGAUAAGAUUAUUUACAGAAUCUCCACCAUUGCCUCAAGGGGAUAUAAUAAGUAAGAUGUACGAGGCCAUGUGCAGGCGAUGACGGUAAGCAUCUAACUAAGUCGCCGGCUGAUCUAAUUAAAUGUGUCUGCAGUAAGGCGCUGAAGCAUUUGGCCUGCAGUCCUUGGUGCGAAAGGUCUAUAUAAAGUACGAAUAUAUUUCAUGAAACUCAUUCAGUUGAUAUACGUUCUUGGAGUACUAUCUGUUGCUGUGUAGUUAAACUAUACAAUUAGAAAUAGUAGUAGACUAAACAAAUUAAAUAAAAUGCUUUUCUGAAUUUGAUUCAGUUGGAAUAUGCUCUUGAAAUACUACAGUUGUUGCAAGUUAAACAGAUUAAAUAUAUUUCGCAACUUUUAGUCGGUAUUAUUGAAAAUAGUUGUAGCAAAUUAAACAGUUUACGAUUAAUAAAAGUUGCAUUAAAUAAAAGUAGUAGGGUCUAUCAAGAUGACUUCGCUUUUAAUGCAGUUUAUUUUUAAUGUGAUCAUACUCACAUACUUUACAGUGAAUGGGCAAGGUUGUGGCAAUGCUCCAACCAUUGAAAAUGCUCAGAUAGCAACGCAUGCAGGCCCUCAUGUCAGGUAUGAGUGCAUUCGAGGGUAUUAUGUGAUCAAUGGUACAAACACAUUGCAUUGUAUCAAUAACUCAUGGGUUGGCAUUCACCUCACAUGUCUACAGGGUUGCCCAAGACCUGAUCCUGUGCAGUUUGCUUCCAUUGAUUUCUACAGAGACAUUGAAGAUGUGACACUUAAUGCUACAAGCUCUUUCAAUGGAGUCAGGAAAAGCAUGACCGCUUAUUACAAGUGUAAUGAAGGUUAUGACAUGAGAGGUCAACGUAGGUCAAGGUCAUGCCAAACAGAUUUUACAUGGACCGAAGUUCUUUUCCAAUGCCACAUCAAAUCAUGUCCUGCCCCUCCUAUGAUAGACCAUGGGAUUAUAACAGGGGAUAGCUUUAGAUAUGAAAGCUGGGUGACUUAUACAUGUGAUCCUGGUUAUUACACAGAUGGUAGUGGCAGACGUCCUGUGAAUAUUCAAUGUAUUGAAAGGAAUGGAAACAUGCAAUGGCAAACACCACCACCUGUUUGUAAAUUAAUCUGCAGUCCAAGAAAUGCACUUGGAGUUGAACUUGGGCGUACCUGCAUGAGUGCUUGUGAAACUGACAGCGAUUGCUCUGUUCACUUAGAAAGCUGUAUUUGUGACGGUCUAUGUGGUUUCUCAUGCAUCAACCCAGAUUCUAUUUGUCAAAUACCCGGACAACUGGCUAAUGGAACAACCAGCUAUUCAACAAUCAACUAUAACAGCACUGUUCUGUACGAAUGCUUUCCUGGGUAUGUGAUGGCAAGCGGUGAUGCCGUUCGUAAAUGUCGAUCAGAUUCAGUGUGGAGUGGAGCAAUGCCCACUUGUGUUCGUGGUUGUGGACAGCCUGUUCCUUUGGAAAAUGGAGGAAUCCCUAUUGGAGAUGCAGUCGGAUAUUUGGUUAAUGAUGUGGUCAAAUACACUUGCCCCGCUGGUUUCAGUCCAACUGGUCCAUCCAACAUAGCAGUAUGUGGUUCCAACUUCCAAUGGACCACCCCUAACCUUAGGUGCGUGCAAGGCAACUGUGGUCCUCCAGAAGUGCCAGAACACGGCCACACUCAACAAUCAAGUGACACUGGUGGCUCAAACCUUCUGUUUAACCAAACUGCAUACUUUAGCUGUGAUCCAGGUUAUGUUUUGAAUGGCACAGCAAAUAUUUCAUGUACUUCCAACUCAUUUGGUGUCCAGUUUCACCCUCCAAAUCUUCCAUUAUGCGAGCGUGGUUGCACACAACCUUUGCCAGUUACAUUAGAAGGAACAGAAGCAACAACUGAUGCCGUGGGUUCAGGAUUCGCUGUUGGUUCCAUUGUAACUUACCAAUGCAGCAUCGGACAUUACAUACACGGUGCGGGUUCUAGACAAUGCUCUGUGCAUUUUAACUGGACAGAACCUGGAUUCCUAUGCUUGAAGAUGUCAUGUGAUGUCCCAGUUGUUCCAGUUAAUGGUUCAGUAUCAGGAGCAUCUUACUUGUUCAAUGAUAGUAUACAAUUUUCUUGCGACACCGGUUUUACAAUGCAAGGUAGUGAAGGUGCAAACUGUGUAUGGAACUCAACAGGUGUUAUGUGGGAUUCAAAAGCCCCUGUUUGUAAUCCUGUGGCGUGUUCACCUCCCAUGCCCCCUGUCAAUGGCAGUGUAGAAAAUGGAGAAGAAUUCAUCUACCUUGAUGAAGUCACUUAUUCCUGCGACUUUGGUUUCGAACUUGUAGAGGAAGAACCUGUUACAAGGACCUGCCUGGCAAAUGGUACUUGGGGAGAUACACCAGUUUGUGAAGUUGUUUAUGAUUGCAACUUUGACGAUCCCACUUUACCUACAUGUGGAUAUGUCAAUCAAGGUUGGACAAGACAAAGUGCUAUUGUUAAUGGAACAGAACAAAGCUUUGUGAUUGGUAUUGCUGCUUUCAGUAAUGCUAUUAUGACAUCACAAGCAUACGGUCCAACCAAUGAGAGCGCUUGUUUAUCGUUUAAAUAUCGACAAUCAAACAAUAUGGUUGGAGGGGAGAGCAUUAAGUUAAUGCUUAAAGCGAUGGUAUUAAAUUCGACACAAAGUGAGUUGUGGGGAAGCUCAAUCUUUCCAAUGGAAUGGAAGGAAGUCUUCGUUACCAUUCAACCUGUGGAUGUCAAGUCUAAAUGGUCGUUCGAAUACUCUGGUUCAGGAUAUUCACUUUUAGAUGAUAUCUACCUUGACAAAAGUGGUGAAUGCGACUUCCCCACUGAACCUACAACCACUAUGUUAGCAACUGAACCAACAACAACUCAAUCUGAAGUUGCAAUUGAACCAACGACUGCCAUGCCCAGAGUGGUUCAAACCACUGCAGGAGCUGCACAGCUUCGUCUAUCAUCUCUUGCAGCUCUUAUUUGCUUUAUCUGUCUCCUAAUGAAGAUGUAAUACAAAACAUGAACACCUAGCAACAGGAAUUAAGAUAAAACAAUAUACUGUAUACAAUAAGUACAUUUUUUCGCUUUGCUGUUUAUCAAGCCUUGCUGUUGAAUAUAAUACUCAUACUAUUUCUAUACCCAUGGUGUACAGAGAAUAGUUUUCAGGUAUAUAGUUUGUAGCCUCUAUGCCUUACUUUUAAAUGAGAUUUUGGUUAUCAUUGGUUGCACUGUUUAUCCUGAAAUAAACUUAUUUUUCUGGAACAAA
Messenger RNA from Ciona intestinalis (vase tunicate), 3559 nucleotides. Its product is annotated as complement component receptor 1-like protein. Gene Ontology annotation, cellular component: membrane. The record is from RefSeq and is a predicted model, not a curated record. Lineage: Eukaryota; Metazoa; Chordata; Ascidiacea; Phlebobranchia; Cionidae.